Suncus etruscus (white-toothed pygmy shrew) is the source of this 4980-nucleotide messenger RNA. It is a transcript of the gene MIDEAS, whose product is annotated as mitotic deacetylase associated SANT domain protein. Gene Ontology annotation, biological process: negative regulation of DNA-templated transcription; regulation of transcription by RNA polymerase II. Gene Ontology annotation, cellular component: transcription regulator complex; histone deacetylase complex. The transcript has 13 exons. NCBI's taxonomy places the organism in Eukaryota, Metazoa, Chordata, Mammalia, Eulipotyphla, Soricidae. The record is from RefSeq and is a predicted model, not a curated record. Bases 348 to 3698 code for a protein of 1116 amino acids. Gene Ontology annotation, molecular function: transcription corepressor activity.
AAAAAAAAAUAAGAAGAAAGAUCUGGAGUGAGUGCGUGCUUGCAGGCUUUGCUGGAGACUGGAAGGCGGCGGCUUUGCUGCAGAAAGUGGGGGGGACCGCCGAGCCGAUGUCGGGGCUCCCGGAGAAGCCGGGCUGCAGGGCCCGCAGCAGGAGCACCAAGACGUGGGAAGAAUAGGCGAGUCCAAGAAGAAGAACCUGGGCCUGACCUGACCCAUCCAUCAUCCGCCAAGCAUCUCCGACCUUGUGCCCUCCACGUUGCCUUCCGGCGGGACCUGUCGACAAGCACAUCCAGGGAAUGGCCCACUGGUGACCUCGGUCUCAGUGCUUCAGCCCCACUGGCCGCACCAUGAACCUCCAGGCCCAUCAGCCCAAGGCUCAGAAUAGACGAAAACGUUGUCUCUUUGGGGACCAAGAAGCAGCUUCCAAGGAGCAGCAGCCCCCAACCCUGCCAGCCCCCCAACCACCCACCAUCCAGCCCCAACCCUCCCGGGUCAAGGAGGAGCCCUAUUUUGGGCACGAGGGGCCCCCAGGAGCCUCUGGGCCUGCCUCACAGCCCGUGGAACUGCCUCCGAACAGCCUGAGCUUGCUGAACUCUGUGUACGGGCCUGGGCCUGAGCGAAGUACGGCUGCCAUGCUGUCCCAGCAGGUGGCACCUGUCAAAUGGCCCAAUUCAGUGAUGGCCCCGGGGAGGACCCCGGAGCGUGCAGGGGGUGCGGGCAUCAGUGACAGUGCCUGGCAGCCGCAGCCGGGGCAGCCUCCACCGCAUGCAACUUGGGGUCGUCAUAGCCUGCCACUCUAUGGUGCUCCCAAGGGGAGCCCGCACCCCGGGCUGGGGAUGUCCGCCUACUACAGCCACCAGGAGGCACUCAAGCUGGACAAGGGCACUGGGGUGCCGCAGCUGGACCGAUAUGGCAACUCGGUGCGACCCCUGAUGACCCCCAAGCUGCAGCUGGAUGUUGGGCAGCCCCCAGCGACGCUCAACUCCUACCAUAUGGCCAAGAAGGCCUCCAACCAGGCCCUGGCCAACCAGACCCUGCCCUUGCAGCCCUUCCAGCUGGCAUUUGGCCACCAGGCCAACCGGCAGGUCUUCAGGCAGGGCCCCACGCCCCCCAACCCAGUGGCCGCAUUUGCAUCCCAGAAGCAGCCGCCACCACCACCACCGCAGGCAACUCUUCCCCAGAUGCAACUAUUUGACAACUAUUACUCUUUGCAGCAGCCUCCCUCGCAGCAGCCCCCGGACUAUGGGCUGCAGCCGGGCCUGGGGCAGCCCCACCUUGCUCACCAUGGUAUGGCCGCCUACCCCUUCGCCCCCAAUCCUGACUUGAACCCGGAGCUGCGCAAGGCCCUGCUCCAAGAGGCGGCCCCUCAGCCCGCGCUGCCCCAGGGCCACAUGCCCUUUCCCCGCCGCUCCCGUCGCCUCUCCAAGGAGGGGGUCUUGCCUCCCACCACCCUGGAAGGGGCUAGCACCCAGCCUGGGCAUGAGCCUACCAGCAACCUGUUCCUCCAUCACUGGCCCCCGCAGCAGCCUCCCCCUGGCCCACUGGGCCCACCCCAUCCUGAAGCUCUGGGACAUCCCAUGGAGGUGAGGGAGGCACAGCUGCUGGCAGAUGGGGAGAGAAUGCCCCCCAAUGGUCGUGAGCAAGAGGCUCCCUCCCUGAGCCUGGAGGAGAGUGUGGGGGCUGCUGCCACAUCCUCUGGGCAGGUGCUACGGGGAGGGGUGAUCCAUAGCACCCGAAGAAGACGCCGGGCAUCCCAGGAGGCCAACUUGCUGACGCUGGCCCAGAAGGCAGUGGAGCUGGCCUCACUACAGAACUCCAAGGAUGCCAAUGGCUCAGAGGAGAAGUGGAAAGGUGUUCUGGCCUCCACCACCACGUGCGGAGUGGAGUAUUCGGAGCCUGCCUUACCUGUCAAACGAUCCCGAGAGGACAGCGGGAUGGUGCCACUCAUCAUCCCGGUAUCUGUGCCGGUGCGGACUGCAGACCCAGCUGAGCUGGCCCACACUGGCAGUGUUGAGGAGAACAGAAAGGGGCCCGAACAAAACCUCACAGAACAUAAACCCUCAGUUAUUGUCACCCGCCGGCGGUCUACGCGCAUUCCCGGGGCUGAUGUCACUGCUCAGGCUGAGGACAUGAGUGCCAAGCUGGAAGGGGAACCUUCAGUGCGGAAGCCAAAGCAGAGACCUCGGCCCGAGCCCUUGAUUAUCCCCACCAAGGCGGGCACCUUCAUCGCCCCUCCGGUCUACUCCAACAUCACCCCCUACCAGAGCCACCUGCGUUCUCCUGUCCGUCUCGCCGACCACCCCUCAGAGCGGAGCUUUGAACUGCCCCCUUACACGCCGCCCCCCAUCCUCAGCCCAGUGCGGGAAGGCUCCGGCCUCUAUUUCAAUGCCAUCCUGUCCACCAGCACCAUCCCGGCCCCUCCACCCAUCACACCAAAGAGUGCCCAUCGCACUCUGCUCCGCUCCAAUAGUGCUGAAGUCACCCCACCUGUCCUCUCUGUGAUGGGGGAGGCCACCCCAGUGAGCAUCGAGCCGCGGAUCAACGUGGGCUCCCGCUUCCAAGCAGAAAUCCCCCCCAUGAGGGACCGGGCCCUGGCAGCCAAUGACCCCCACAAGGCAGACUUGGUGUGGCAGCCAUGGGAAGAGCUGGAGAGCAGCCGGGAGAAACAGAGGCAAGUUGAAAAUUUGCUGACUGCUGCCUGCUCCAGCAUUUUCCCUGGCGCUGGUACCAAUCAGGAGCUGGCUCUCCACUAUCUACAUGAGUCCCGGGGAAACAUCCUGGAAACACUUAACAAGCUGCUGCUGAAGAAGCCCCUGCGGCCCCACCACCACCCACUGGCAACUUAUCACUACACAGGCUCCGACCAGUGGAAGAUGUCAGAGAAGAGGCUCUUCAACAAGGGCAUCGCUAUCUACAAGAAGGAUUUCUUCCUAGUGCAGAAGCUGAUCCAGACCAAGACUGUGGCCCAGUGUGUGGAGUUUUAUUACACCUAUAAGAAGCAGGUGAAGAUUGGCCGAAAUGGGACUCUAACCUUCGGGGAUGUGGAUACAAGUGAAGAGAAGACAGCUCAAGAAGAGGUUGAAGUAGAUAUUAAGACUUCUCAGAAGUUCCCAAGGGUGCCUCCUCCCAGAAGAGAAUUCCCAAGCGAAGAGAGGCUGGAGCUCAAGAGGGAAGUAAAGGAGACCAGGAAGGAGGGGGUGGAGGAGGUGCCAGAGCACCAGGAAAAGGGGGAACAGGAAGAGGGGAGAGAGCGGAGCCGGCGAGCAGCGGCUGUCAAGGCCACACAGACACUACAGGCCAAUGAGUCGGCCAGUGACAUCCUUAUCCUCCGAAGCCACGAGCCUAAUGCCCCUGGGGCUGCGGAUUUCCAGCCCUCUGAGAAGCCAAAGGGGGGACCAGGGAAGACACGAAGGUCACUACCUUUUUCAGAAAAGAAGAAAAAAGCAGAGACAUUUAAUAACACCCAGAAUCAGGAGAACAUGUCAUUCCCUUGUAAAAAAUGUGGCAGGGUAUUCUACAAGGUGAAGAGCCGCAGCGCGCACAUGAAGAGCCAUGCCGAGCAGGAAAAGAAGGCAGCAGCCCUCUUGCAGCAAGAGAAAGAGGCUGCUGCUGCCGCUGCUGCUGCAGCAGCCACCACAGCCAGUGCCUCCCCGUUGCAGCCCACCCUGCGGGAGGAGAGUGCAGGCGAGAGGGGCUAAGACCAGGACAGAAGCCUCUCCCUGGGUGCCCUGCACCCAAGGUUUGUCAGCACCAUGGGACCUGCAGAAAGCAUCAGAAGAGAACACAUGGACUUUUCUCUUAAAAAAAAAAAAAAAGACAAUAAAAUAAACAGCUUUUUUUAUUUAUCAAGGCCCAGGAGCAGUGAUAAAGGGCAGCAGGAUCCAGUUCUCUUUGCAUUUGACCUGUCAGAAGUUUGUCUUCAUGCUUUCUCGGAACUGUGAGCAUCCCUGCUUGCUGGGGCUGCCCCUCAGGAGGGCAUCCAGCCCCCCCUGCUGCUGCCUCACGUGCUAGGACUUCUGCAAACCUCUCUCCUUCUCUGGUCUGCCUUUUCUGGGUCGAUAUGGCGACCCAAGCACAAGCGCACCCCGUUCUUAGCAUUAGCCUCUCCUCCCUGGUGAACUGCAAAGACCGCAGGCCCUGCCUGCCCCAACCCCAGAAUGAAAGAAACUCUCUCAGGUUUGUGGGGCCUCCUGCUCUGAGAGGGUUCAGCCUGGCACGUGUUCACUGCAUAAACAUGUCCAGGUCUAAGCUGCUCCGGAAACCCUCCUCCUUGGAAAUGGGGCUGUCAGAGGCCUGCGGAGACAGAGGACAAGAUGUUUCUGCUGCUUGCUGGUAACUCUCCUGGGGUUGAGAUUUUUUUUUCUGUGCUGUCUGGGGAGAGGGAAAGUGAACUCCUCUGAAGUGCUCAACCUGCUGGAGGGGCCUUUCAGAUAAUGGAAGCUUCAUGCCUAGGCUUGAGGAGGAGAGCUAGGCCCUUGCUGCUUUCCACCUGUUUGCCAAAUACUUUGGGGUCCUGGAGACCUCAAAGGGAGUUUAGCCCAGGCCCUGCUGUGCGCUUCCUGGUGCCACUUCCUGUCUGCCUCCUGCUCUCAGUAGCUGCCACCUAACCUCACCUGGUCCACUGCUGAUUGCUGCAGCUGAGCCCCACCCGACCCUUUUCUGCAUGCUGGAGAUUUUCUGAAUCCUUCCCUGGGAGGAGGAGGUCUCCUCACCAGGUGGGACAGGAGCCUCCAUUCCUUGUGUUAUUUGGGAGCUAUUUAUUUAUUCUUAAUAUUUAAUUUUUUUUUAACAUCCUCUCAGGGACCAGGGGCCUCCUGCUUUCCAGAGGCCCAAGUGCAUUUAUCCCCCCAGACCAGGCACCUUGUCAUUUGCUUCCUUUUCCCACCCAUUCCCUGUUCCCAAGGCCCUAUGGUCCCUUGGCUUGUUGCUCUGGAAGCUCUGCCACUAGGAACAAUAGUAGCCCUGAGAAAGAGGUGUAGA